Messenger RNA from Etheostoma cragini (Arkansas darter), 3609 nucleotides. It is a transcript of the gene ldlrad3, whose product is annotated as low density lipoprotein receptor class A domain containing 3. Gene Ontology annotation, cellular component: plasma membrane. The record is from RefSeq and is a predicted model, not a curated record. The transcript is spliced from 6 exons. Gene Ontology annotation, biological process: receptor-mediated endocytosis. Gene Ontology annotation, molecular function: protein binding. The coding region runs from base 467 to 1510 and encodes 347 amino acids. Lineage: Eukaryota; Metazoa; Chordata; Actinopteri; Perciformes; Percidae.
AACGGUUCAACUAGCUAAACAACUAGGUUACUGGUUUUGCUAGUGGGGACCGUAAGCGGUCCCUAGCCCGCAGUUUGGAAACCGAUGUCCCGGUCUGGCCGACCUCUGCUCUGCGUCUCUCUGCCUCCGACUCCGCCUCUCUCAGCACCAAUACACGAGCGACCGAACCCCAGCCUGCCUGCCGCCACACCAAAGCCCCCUCCAGCUCCUUUCUGUAUGCCUUCCCCAACCCACAAACCGGACUCCAUACUUCUGUGCCACGCGAACCCACCACUCUCACGCCAAAUGUACUCGUAGUUGUGGCGGAAGAAAAAGAAAAGAGACUACAACUUGAAAAGUACAAUAGGCGGUAUGUUGUAGCUUUGCUAUCGGAUAAGUUUGUCUUCUUUGCCCCCAGUUUUCGGCCCCGCGGCGGGGCAGGACAGCAAGGGAAGGUCGGGGGGGGGGGGAAAGGAUACCGUAGCCUAUGAUGUGGAUCUGGUACUUUCUGCUUGGUUCGGGGUCAGGCUCAAGAACUGUCGAGAGCCAGCUGCUCCCGGGGACUAACUUCACCACAGAGUGCAACAUCCCUGGAAUCUUUAUGUGUGGGGAUGGGAAGUGUGUCCCAGGCGGGUGGCAGUGCGACGGAUUGCCCGACUGCUUUGACAUGAGCGACGAGAAAGGCUGUCCUAAGGUCAAGUCAAAGUGCGCCCCUUCCUUCUUCGCCUGCGCUAAUGGUGUCCACUGCAUCAUCGGACGCUUCCGGUGUAACGGCUUCAGCGACUGUCCUGAUGGGAGUGACGAGGAGAACUGCACAGGCAACCCAUUGGUGUGCUCGGAGACUCGCUUCAAGUGUCGAAAUGGCCACUGUGUAGACCGAAGCUUCUUGUGUAACGGCCAGGACAACUGUCAGGACAACAGCGAUGAGGAGCUCUGCCUCACUACAGCAGAAGCACCGGGGCAGGACUUUGUGACGCUGGACUAUCGUCUGCGCUACUACCCCAGCAUCACCUACGCCGUCAUCGGCAGCGCCGUUAUCUUCGUCCUGGUGGUUGCGUUGCUGGCCUUGGUGCUCCAUCACCAGAGGAAGCGGAGUGUACUGCUGCCUAGAGGUGUAAGAGGGAGCUCGCACCACCACCAGCCCCUGCUGCUGUCCCGUCUGGUCAUUUUGGACCGGGGCCACAUCCAUCCGGGCAGCCAAGGUCCCUCCCCCGGUUCUCCCACCACAGCCGGCCCGUACAGCUCAACUCCUCAGGCCCUGCAGCUGCUCUCUGGGACCCUGUAUCCCCCUGGACUCUCCAUGGACUCACCUCCAUCAUACUCACAAGCUGUUCUGGAUGUCAGUCGGCCUCCCUGGUUUGAUCUCCCUCCUCCCCCAUACCUUUCAGAUGGGGAGCUGCCUCAAUACGAGGGCCCCCAAGACCCUUUGAGCCCCCCCACAGUGCAUCCCUCUCCACCCUCCACACCCAGAACUGUGGCCUUGGGCACCCAGCCGAGUCCGAGCUCCAGACAGAUGUUGGACCAGCUGUAGCCUCUCUCGUAGUUGAACUAGUUAGAAGUCAGAGAGACUGCAGGACCAAAGGACCAGGCUGCAGGGCCAUGUGAAGCCAGGACAGUCCAAAGAAAAGACCUGCUGAGGAGAACCAACAGGGACUAAGAGACUGUAGACUUAACAAUGUCCUAAACCUGCUACCUACUCAUUGGCCUACUGAAGCACUGGACUGGGACGAGGCUCAUCCUGCCAGACUGAUGUUGUAUGCUGGCUCCCCCUGCUGGGGUCAUGGCUGCACUACACCUUAAUUAGUUACACAUUACACACAUCCUCCAACAAGUUCAGUUCAGUUGAACACCGCUUCCUUCGAAUAAAUCCUGUAUACAAUACCUAACAGUGACCACAACCUGCAUCUCCAAAGACGUAGUUAAACUGCCAUUCAUUAACAGAGGAUGAUAGCAAAUGUGGCACCUUUAAUGGUCAUUGUGUUAUUGUAUAAUCACGACAGAGUGAUGUUAUUCUUUUUUGUGUAACACUUUGACAGCAUUGCGUUUAAAGUCAUGCAGCAAUACUGCUCACUGUAUUUCAUAUUUCACACCUAUUAUUUACUCGGUGGGGUAUAUAAGAGAUUUGUAUUGUGCUAGAUACAGUUCUGUACUGUUGAUGAUUACUGCAACAUUUAAUGACACACAGUAUUUAUAAUUUUAGCAGUGACAUGUUGAUGCCUUGAUUCAUACUGAAGUACUGAACUCAAGUUGAAAACACUUUUAAGUCGAAAUGAAGACGAUAUAGCAGUUAUGUGUAAUUUUUAAUAGUUUAACAGAAACACAGUUGUGAUGAGCAGCUCAUACAGAGGUACUCAAAAAAAUCAGUGUUGACUCUGCUGAUUUGAACCAGGACCUGAAUAUAUGGCUACAGUUGACUGGUUAGAGUAAAAACAACAACAACAACAUUGUAACUUCUAUAGUGGGACUUAAACUAAACACAUGUCAGUGAAGUGUUUCACUGAGUCGUUGAGAAGAAUUUGAGAGAUAUUUCUAGAUGAGCACUUGAGGUCUUGUACCUUUUUCACAGUGUUUUUUUCACAAUAUUUCUUUUUGUCAUUUGUUUAAAUUCAAGGUAAAAAAGAUGUAAAGAGGACCAUUGAGAUUUUUGUAUAUAUAUCCUUACCAAUUGAGUUUCAUAAAUCAUUCCUCUAAGCAAAAGAAUCACCUCUGUUGGCCAAGACAACUUUUUUUAAUUAAGUUUGGUUUGAAGACCAAUGUUGUUUUUAUAUAGACACAAAAUAAAUCCAAAUGAUUUUGUUGAGGCCUUAUUGAGGGCCAGUUUGGCCCUUAGUGUUUUUGUAUGUGAUAUGUUUGUGGGCACAAAUUGCCUUUUUAGUACCUGUAAAAACAGCCGCGUGGUAAGCUUACAUGAUGACACACACAUUUAAGAAUAUCAUGUUUUAGAUCAUAUUGUUAACAUUUAGCUUGACAUUGUUAAAUGUAUAUAUAACUCUGUUAUAGAAUCAUCCUCAGUAGUAUUUGACAAUGACUGAUGAAAUCCAUCUCUGAAGGAUCUGUGUUUAUAAUUGUACUAUUGUUUGUACCUUUGUUCGUUCAUGUCAAAGUGUUCAACACUGGGAGAUAGGGGAAGCAAAGAAAUAUAUUUAAAAGUAGAGUGUAAAGUGUGUGAUGAAUGUAGAAAUGUAAUUGUGCUUUGCAUCUUUCUUUUGCUGCAGAGCCAGUACUGGUAAUUCAGGCAAAAGAAAAACAAUCAAGCCAAAGAUAAUCAUUAUUAACCCUAACCCAAGGAUAUUACCCUCCAAAGGAAUGAUUAUGUGUCACUGCUGUGGUAAAAUAGAAUUCUUGUUAUUUGCUGUAAAACUGGAAAAUAUUUCUCAGGACUAAAUUUAUACCAGUCUUUCUGUUGUUUAAUUCUUGGUUUGUUUAAAGGAAUGUUUAAGAUCCAAUUCCCUUUUGGUUCUGAUUUGAUCUUAUGAGAUAAUUUAGGUUAUUUACGUAUGUGUGACAUUGCCCAUCAUGAUCUUUUCAUUUCUUGUACUCUGUAUAUUGAAAAUAAUAUGACAUUCUGGUUCAGAUCUUGUGUUAUGGGUCUUCCUGGAGAUCUAAUAUUACAUUUCCUCAGCAAUUUAA